AUGGGCAUUGAGCAACUUCGACUGUCGGUGAAGCUUGGUGGAGCCUCAGGUGAUGGAGGCGGCGAACGGAUCAGUGGGCAGCGAGUUGGCCAACCCAGGAAAUCGCCGUCUGCGCCCAGCUUCCACGACAAGAUGUAUGCGAGUCGUAAUACCAGUGAGCCAGUACUGCCGAAUCACGUACCAGCUUUGAAUAGUUCGAAUUCAGCAGAUAAUGCGUCGUUGAACGAUGCUGAUGCGAGUCUGAGCGUUAUUAAUCUAUAUGGGGAUGAAGUAGAGUCUCGCAGGGCCGAUGAUGGCGCACUACAGAGUCCAGAGGAGGUACUUAGUGAUGAUCCUGGUUUAUCAUCGACUCCUUUCGGUCAGAGGAGUAGUAACAGUGCCACUGAUGGCCCAGAUUUGGACAGAUAUGGUUUCAAGAAGCAGAACAACUUUAUCACGGAGAAAGAAUACAACAGGUGGUGGCGGGACUACUCACAGUACUGUGUUCGACGUAAGCAUAAGUGGAAACUGUUAUUAGAGAAAAGUGGAUUUCCAAUUGAUAAUGAUUCGCCAUAUCGAUUCCCGCCUCGAAGUGAAAAGCUGAAGAGAUAUGUGAGAAAAGGUAUACCAGCAGAAUGGAGGGGCAACGCAUGGUGGCAUUUUGCUCGAGGACAGGAGAAGCUGAAUAAAAAUAAGGGUGUUUAUGACACAUUACUGUCCAAGAUGGAUGAACUUAUUAGGAAGAAGAAAGUAGUGGCUGAUCUCGACAUCAUUGAGCGUGAUUUGAACAGAACUUUUCCAGAUAAUAUGCAUUUCCAGAGGGAGGCCUUCCAGACUGAGGAGCCCCCGAUGAUCAAGUCAUUACGUCGUGUUUUAGUUGCGUUCUCUCUUUACAAUCCGAAGAUUGGUUAUUGUCAAUCAAUGAAUUUUCUAGCAGGUCUGCUCUUACUCUUCAUGGACGAAGAGAGAACCUUUUGGAUGCUAGUUAUCAUCACUUCCAAGUAUUUGCCUGGUGUUCAUAACGUGAACUUGGAGGGAGUCAAUGUCGAUCAAGGUGUUCUAAUGCUAUGUGUUAAGGAAUAUUUACCUGAGUUUUGGCGAUUCAUUGUCCCAUUUCAAAACCAAACAGGAAGCGACUCGUCGCCCAAUUCUAGCCCAUCAUUGGGCAAAAAUGAGUUCUUGUACAAACUUCCCCCGAUAACGUUAUGUACCGCCAGUUGGUUUAUGAGCUGCUUUGUUGGAGUACUACCAGUGGAAAGUACGCUUAGAGUUUGGGAUUGUUUGUUUUAUGAAGAGUCAAACUUUCUGUUCAAAGCAUGUCUUGCUAUACUAAAGCUAAGCGAGCAGGAGCUAAUAAAGGCAAGGUCGCUCAAGUUAUUGCGGCAUCACUCGAUCUCCGAUGGUGGUGAUUACAACAAAAGAGAAAUACAACUAAAUCAGGACGAAACAGAGAUGGAAAUAUUCCAGGUUAUCCAGACGUUCCCAAAACGUAUGCUGAACCCCAAUGAUAUGUUUGACAAGGUGAUAUUUAAGAAAAGGAUACCACUGAAUAGGCUGGACCAGGACGAGGUAGAUCGUUGCCGAAAAUAUGUGGCGGCGCAGAGGUUGAAGUACAAGAACUAUCACGAGCUUAUCGGUACUAGCAACCGCACCAACGAAAGUGGUUUGAACGGCAGCAUCAUCAAUAGUGGUGAUAGAGAUGAUACAAAGCAUUCGGGAUUGGGCAGCGAAGAGAAUGCAGACGCUGCUGCGUUUGACUUCAACGAUGACAGAACUGCCAGUGAUUUUGUCAACAACGCACUCUCCUCUGAAGUUUAUGGAUUUAAGAGAGGUCUCAGUGGGGUUCAUUGGAAUAACAGCAUUAAGGAGAAGGUGAGGCAAAUGAGGAAGAGAAAGGUAUCGAGCAAUGAUCAAUUGAUGAAAAAUUGA
This is a messenger RNA of Torulaspora delbrueckii, 1908 nucleotides long. It is a transcript of the gene MSB3, whose product is annotated as Rab GTPase-activating protein MSB3. The transcript has a single exon. Lineage: Eukaryota; Fungi; Ascomycota; Saccharomycetes; Saccharomycetales; Saccharomycetaceae. The record is from RefSeq and is a predicted model, not a curated record. The coding region runs from base 1 to 1908 and encodes 635 amino acids.